Molecule: messenger RNA, 567 nt
Organism: Bufo gargarizans (Asiatic toad)
Lineage: Eukaryota; Metazoa; Chordata; Amphibia; Anura; Bufonidae
Gene: MRPS14
Product: mitochondrial ribosomal protein S14
Exons: 3
Coding region: 44-439 (131 amino acids)
Biological process (GO): translation
Cellular component (GO): mitochondrial small ribosomal subunit; ribosome
Molecular function (GO): structural constituent of ribosome
Source: RefSeq, a predicted model, not a curated record
GAACAAUAAAGUUGCACGCGUUUGAAUUGACAGCGGGGACAAGAUGGCGGCGUCCGUGUUGGGCUCCGUGCUGCGCAGCGCCCGGCAGUUGCUCUCCUUCUCCCCGGUGACAUGCUCAAACCAAGUCAGAAGUUAUUAUGUCAACUGGAGAAUGUGGCGAGACGUGAAGAGGAGGAAGAUGGCCUUUGAAUACGCAGAUGAAAGGCUGAGGAUCAACGCUCUACGGAAAAACACCAUCCUGCCUAAGGAACUUCGGGAAGUGGCAGAUAAAGAGAUUGCAGCGCUGCCCGUGGACAGCUGUCCAGUACGGAUCAGGAACCGAUGUGUCCUCACCUCCCGACCACGUGGUGUGAGGAGGAGAUGGCGCCUGAGUAGAAUAGUAUUCCGCCAUUUAGCAGAUCACAAUCAGAUGUCUGGCAUCCAAAGGGCCAUGUGGUAGACCGAGCCUGAGAUCAUGAAUCAUGUUGGUGGUCCUCGCAGCAUUUUAUAGUGUCUGAGGGGUUCUGAAAGUCAGUUUUUUUUUUUUUUUACAUUGUCUCUAUGAUAAAUAUAGGUUGUAAUUCACUA